UGUCGUGACACUUCGGUUCAGCGGUUUCGGUUUCAGUUUCGAUCAGGAUGAUCAGUCGCAAGUGGACAGUGCCAGUGGGGUUACUAGUAUUCGUCGUAGUGAAUUAUGUGAAGUGCCAGAUUCCUGGACUGGGAGGCUGUCCGGAUUACAGUCCGAUGAGCAGGUUCAAUCGCACCCGAUUCCUGGGAACUUGGUACGAAGUGGAGCGCUACUUUACGGUUAGUGAAGUUGCCGCCAAAUGUGUUUCGGCAACCUAUGAACGGAUGCCCGAUGGCAGGAUUCACGUUAGGAAUGCGUUGACCAACCGAUUUAACAAUGUCGAGAGGAUAAUUUCCGGAGUGAUGGAACCCCCGGGUAAAAAAAAGAAUGGCAAAUAUACAAUCCAAUACUCGUCGUUCCCGUAUAACUACAACGCGUCCUACAUGGUUCUGGACACCGACUACGACAGCUUCGCCGUGGUGUAUUCUUGCAGCAACAUCGGUCCCGUGGGUCAUACCGUUUCGGCCUGGCUGCUAGCUCGCGAGCGUCUCCCACCUGGUCCAAUCAUGCAGCGUGCCUAUGGAAUCUUGGACAAGUACCGCAUCAAUCGCACCUUCUUCGUAAAAACCAUCCAGGAUAGCUGCGUCAUCCGUGCACCACCGGAACCGGCUAUUGACCCAACGGAACCAUCCACACUGACGCGGCACAGCCCGCAAAUCAACACCGAGGAGGACCUGAUUCAGCUAAGGAAUGAUAUCUUCGCAGGACCUGACCCUGAGAAACAGGUUCAACCCGACGAAGAAUAAAAUAAUGUAUCGAGCGGUGAAGAUGGGAAAAUAAACUCUAGUUUUUUA
Messenger RNA from Malaya genurostris, 833 nucleotides. RefSeq names its product apolipoprotein D-like. NCBI's taxonomy places the organism in Eukaryota, Metazoa, Arthropoda, Insecta, Diptera, Culicidae. Bases 48 to 785 code for a protein of 245 amino acids. The record is from RefSeq and is a predicted model, not a curated record. The transcript is spliced from 3 exons. Gene Ontology annotation, molecular function: pigment binding.